UUCUGUCCAUAUUCCAGUAUCUAUGUUUGAUUCCAUCUGACACCUGGAGAUGCUAUUUGUGGUCCAAAGCUAAAACUUGAUUCGGUUUCUAUUGUCCAGUAUUUAUUGAUAUCUAUAUUUGAGCCUAAUUGCUUCUCUUUCUUUCUCUCCUGCCAGAUCCUCUGGAAGUGUGUCCUUCUCAAUGUUAGUUCUCCUGUGACCAUAGAUGCAACCGGCAAUUAGGACCUGGACUAAAACCAUAGGAGAACUGACUUUCCUUUCACAUUGAUCACUGACUGCUGGUUGUGACUCAUCUUUGUCAGAGAGAUAUCUUACAAUGUGGACUGGCCCCACCAGAGGCGGAUGAUGAUGCUAGUUCACUGUCGCUCAACGGAGCGCAAGAUGAAAAGAGACAAAUUAUGAUAUAAGACGUAAAAAAACAAUCAAGGACUGUGUGAUCAUGGCAUCCGUGAAACUCCCGCCCAUCUCCGAAUGUUCGCCUUACACCGCAACAAGCAAUUGGCCCUCCGUUGAGAUUCGGACGCGAGAAAAAGAUAGCAGAGAAAGAGUGGUAACAGUCCUGGGAAGCUCUCAUAAACGCUUGUCACCUGAUGUCAGCCUGACCAAUUUCUUGAGCGGCAAUCCGUACCUGAAUAUUCCGGCGUACGACGAGACACCAACAAGAAGAGAGCUCGUACAGAGAAGGCAGCAUACUGAUGACAUCCGACGUUGGUGGAGGGGUCGACAAAGGGCAGCGGAAAAAGACAGGCGAGAUGCUAGAGACGUCAGCCUAUCACGCUCUACAAGACAAUCCAGCAUCUCUGUUACUGGUUCCCUGGAAUCAGUCGAACAAAGGAAGUUUGAAUCUAUGAAAACUGUCCCAAAACGUGAAACGAACUGUAGCAAAGGCGUUUCCGAAAACAUGAAAUGGGACGAUUCAUUAUCAAGUAAAUCAUUACCGAAACUUUCGAGGUCAUUGACGGAGGUCGGCAAGGUCAUUGAGGGUGGCGCCCCUUUUUCAGUGCCGGCACCGCCCCCUGCUGGGAGUCCUCGUUCAUCCAAUCCAAACACAAGACGAUCACAGACCUUGUUGAGAAAGCCAAGCGUUAGCAAAAUGAACGAUCAGAAACCUUUGGCGAAGUCUGCUCCGUCUCCACAGUUGGAAGAGGACGCUCUGAGACGACCGAUUCUCUCCCGCCCCACGUACACGUGGUCAAUAAAGUUGGCAGACGAUCCAGCGCAGCUGACGGACAAAGUGUUACCGCCAGUCGGACAGCUCUCGCCGGCAGCUGAAAAAGACAUGAAGAAGCACUUCUUCGUUCAUCCUAAAUGGGAGUCCGAGAAAAUAGCAUGGAAAACAAACGGCUCUAAGAUGAAGACUGGUUGGAUCUGAACGCUGAAUAACCAGUACCGUAGAACCUUUCUAGUACAAUGUUCACCCUAGGACUGACAAGUGUGCUGUCCUUAAUUGAGAGGUGGCUGAUUAGAGGACAAAAUGAAUGCAAAUGAUCAUUUUGGGUCCACAAUUAGUGUCCUUGGAGAGGGUAUCCUGAGUGAAGAGGUGUCUACUAAGGGAGGUUUCACUGUAAUAAUAUAUCUGAAUUGUCGUGCGACGAAUUUUGUGGAACAAAUCCAUGCACAGGAGUAGGCCAUCUUGACUAAUCUCACACUCCGCCCUCGUUCCUCCCUAUAGGAAGACUAGGUUUAUGAUGACAAUGGACUGCCUUGAUAGUCUACUGUAUUCCAUUAUGAAUUUUGCAGGGGACUUGGUUCUGGCGUGGCGUACACUCUGGACGUUGUGAACCGGCCUCGUCCCCCGCCAUUGGGAGACUGUGUUUAGGGUGAUUAUCGACUGCCUCCUAUUAUGGAAGAAUGCAUCCUUAAACUCAUGGUCUGAUAGUCCCUUUAAGUUUAGCUAGGGUAUAUCUAAAUCUUGAUAAGAUACAAAAACAUUGGUUGUCAAGAUGGGGAAAAUGACGUCAGGUAAUUAAUUCAUUAUACUCAAUACUGAGAGUGCUGAUGAAGCAAGGCAUCAUUAUAGUCGAUAUUAUUAUUGAGACAAUCAACACGGUAUGCUGAUAUCAAUGGUAAAUGAUAUACAUGAGUUGUGCUGUUAUUUUCCUAUUAAUGUACAGAUUGAAAGCACAGAACAUACACAUGUUGAAUUAAAAAGAUGUUUUGAUUUGA
Molecule: messenger RNA, 2166 nt
Organism: Lineus longissimus
Lineage: Eukaryota; Metazoa; Nemertea; Pilidiophora; Heteronemertea; Lineidae
Exons: 6
Coding region: 440-1372 (310 amino acids)
Source: RefSeq, a predicted model, not a curated record